AUUUUUAUUUCUAAAAAGAGGGAUGGAAGUGCGUGAAUGAGGGAUAAAAUUCCCCCAAACCUCACCAAAAUGGGUUAUUAGUCUCUCUGUCAAACUUACAUGGUCCAAAGGAAAAAAAACAAUGCAAUUGAGAAGAAAUACAAAGCGAUGCAUUAUAAUGACUUCUAAUGCCCCGUACUUCACACAAGAAGAGACUGCUGAACCCACUCAAAUCUCAGUUGUUGUUCAAAGAGGCUCCCAUCAAUGGACCAAAGCAUGAAUAUGGAGCACAACUACGGAGUGCCAUCCGUCCCAGGUCAUUAUCAGAGAAACAACAGCGAGGUGGUGCACCAUGGGUUUCUCCGCAGUUUAAUUCACAUGCAACCACAGCAGUUAGUCGGGGUGGUCGAGGAAAGAGGAAUCACCAGGUGGCUACAAGAAUCACCAACCAGGCAUCGGCUUUGUGUUUACCACAGACUAGGAAAGCAAGUGUUUGCAGAUUUACUCCCUUGUCAUUUGAGGCAACCACAGUACAAGGGCGUGAAAACCUUCGUCGUCCACAAACAAAGAAUGAUACUGUUGUUUCUUCGGACAAACAUCGAAAGGAGCUUCAAGAAACUCCAAGAAGAUCAAAAUUUGCUCGUAAACGCACUGAAAAGAGGAUGCUCAGGUGUGUUAAAUCUACUACCUCCAAGUGCACAGAAGUUUCAAAGAGCCUAACAUUUUGCAAUAAUGGAAAGGGCUUGACCAAUGCUUUAAUUCAAACACCAAACACAAGCUCAGUUCCUGAUCCCCCACACGUGGAGACUCCAGAAAUGCCACAUUGUUCCAGCACAUCGCCAUCCAAUGUCCAACAACUUCUUUUCCCCCCAAGCCAGGCAAAAACUCCUCCACGAGCUGAAAACACAAGCAUCCUGGCGGAGGACACACCUGAGAAGGACUAUGGGCUGAGGGUAACGUGGAGACGGAGGAAAGGACUGAUGAAACUACUGGUUGAUAAAGGACAGCUUCUUUUUAAAGAUACAGAAGUGGCCAAUGAGUGGAUUUGAAUCAAGAAACUUUAUACAAAACUUUAAUUUGUCUUGAUUAGUCUUUUCUGUUCAACACUGAUGUGGUGAUAUUUGAUGAAAUUGGCUAAUAUAUAAAUAUAAAUCACUUUAGAAGUGAAGAUUAAAGGGAUAGUUUACCCAGAAUUAAAAUGUACACACCCUAAAGGGGUUUUAAUCCUUUAUUAAUUUAUCUUUCUGUUGAACAAAAGAUGUUUUGAAUAAUGUUGGAAACCGGUGGCCAUUAACACAUAGCGAGAAAAGCCAGUGGCUACCAGUUUCCAAUCUUUAGUUUGUGUGUUUAACAGAGGAAAUAUAUUUGGAACAAGUGAAAUAUGAGUAAAUGAUGACAGAAAUUUCUUUUUUAUGUGUGAAUUAUCCCUUUAAUGAUGCCAUUUUGACUUCACCAGCCUUUAUGAAAUCGAAGCACCUUUGUAUUAUUUUGGACAUCAGUGAAUUAUGUACUUAAAUAUAAAAUAUACUUAAA
Molecule: messenger RNA, 1512 nt
Organism: Danio aesculapii
Lineage: Eukaryota; Metazoa; Chordata; Actinopteri; Cypriniformes; Danionidae
Gene: rhno1
Product: RAD9-HUS1-RAD1 interacting nuclear orphan 1
Exons: 3
Coding region: 168-1028 (286 amino acids)
Biological process (GO): DNA damage checkpoint signaling; cellular response to ionizing radiation; recombinational repair
Cellular component (GO): nucleus; chromosome
Source: RefSeq, a predicted model, not a curated record